GAGUUCCGACUGACCGACCCAAGAGCGACCAACAACUACCCAAGGAUAACUCCCCCAACGAACGCUUUUUUACCCGAUCUUUCCUCGAAAGAUGUCCAAAGCCGCUCAACCUGAACUAAAGAAGUAUAUGGACAAACGAUUAUUUUUAAACCUUCAAGGGAAUCGAAAGUUAUCAGGAGUUCUGCGAGGUUUUGACAUAUUUCUGAACCUAGUUCUCGAUGAAGCGCAAGAAGAAAGUCUAGAGGGAGGCGAGAAACGCAAGAUGGGUCUCAUCGUUAUUCGAGGCAAUUCGGUUUCCUCUAUAGAGACAUUAGAAGCAGUCCGCUGAUCGGUGACUUGUUACUUUGAGAGAGGGUGGGGGUCUUCCUUGAGGCAUUGCUUGAUUUCACUUUGAUUGUGUGGACUGGACUGUCACAUUUUUCCAAAAUCAAUCGAAUUUUUUGACUUGACUUGAGUCUUCAAAUAUAUACUGUCGUUUUUUCGUU
Puccinia graminis f. sp. tritici CRL 75-36-700-3 is the source of this 485-nucleotide messenger RNA. Its product is annotated as small nuclear ribonucleoprotein G. Gene Ontology annotation, biological process: mRNA splicing, via spliceosome; spliceosomal snRNP assembly. The transcript has 4 exons. The coding region runs from base 92 to 328 and encodes 78 amino acids. Gene Ontology annotation, cellular component: U1 snRNP; P granule; U2 snRNP. Gene Ontology annotation, molecular function: RNA binding. NCBI's taxonomy places the organism in Eukaryota, Fungi, Basidiomycota, Pucciniomycetes, Pucciniales, Pucciniaceae. The record is from RefSeq and is a predicted model, not a curated record.